Molecule: messenger RNA, 3093 nt
Organism: Myodes glareolus (Bank vole)
Lineage: Eukaryota; Metazoa; Chordata; Mammalia; Rodentia; Cricetidae
Gene: Bmp2
Product: bone morphogenetic protein 2
Cellular component (GO): extracellular region
Molecular function (GO): growth factor activity; cytokine activity
Source: RefSeq, a predicted model, not a curated record
GGACGUUGCCUCCCCAGUCGCCGCCGGUCACCGGAAGCCUUCGGGGCGAGCGACGCGCGGGUCACCCGUGGCUUCGAGACACCGGCACGCCUCGGGUUGGAGCUCCUGACUGUGCGCGCCUGGCGCUGUGGCCUCGGCUGCCCGGGAGAAGCCGGAGCCGCGGAUCGACGCGAAGAGCCGGGAGUCGGCAGCCCCGCCGCGCCCGGAAUGCGGGGCCACUCCAACCAAACUCCGAGCGUCCGGGGCGCGUGAGCCGAGGAGUGAGCGGACCCCAGACUGCCACAAAAGACAUUUGGCCCGAGGGCUCCGACCGCGAGGUCACCCGGUUUGGCUGCCCGGGACGCGGUUGAACUGGCUUGGAGAAUGCGCCCCAGGACGCCGGGGCACCGCAGUCGUGCGGGCUCCGCUGGCGAGCGCUGAUGGGGGUGCGCCAGAGUCAGGCUGAGGGAUGCGGAGUGGUGGCCCGUCCGCCGCCCAGAUCUUCGCUGCGCCCUUCCCCGGACCCGGCGACUCCCAGGAUGGCUGCCCCGAGUCAUGGGUCGCGGCCGAGCUAGCGCGGAGCGUCCGACCCUCGCCCGGCGAGUCCCGGAGCCCGCCCCGCGCCCUACCAGAGCUGAUCUCUGAGGACGACGACAGCGGCAGCCUUGCCUCUGCCUUCCCUUCCCUUCCCGUCCCUGCCCCGCACUCCUCCCCCUGCUUGAGGCUGUGUGUCAGCACUUGGCUGGAGACUUCUUGAACUUGCCGGGAGAGCGACUUGGGCUCCCCACUUCGCGCCGGUGUCCUCGCCGGGCGGAUUCAGUCUUGCUGCCUCCAAUCCCGUCACCUCUCUGCUCCUCGGCCGACCUGGUCCACCCCAAGACACCGUUCCCCACGGGGAGAAGGACGAAGCGGCUGACACCGAGAGAAGGAGGACAAGGCGAAGAAAGAGAAGAAAGACAACAGAAACCCCGUCGCUGCUCCAGGUCCCUCGGACAGAGCUUUUUCCAUGUGGAGACUCUCUCAAUGGACGUGCCCUCGAGUGCUUCUUAGACGGACUGCGGUCUCCUAAAGGUCGACCAUGGUGGCCGGGACCCGCUGUCUUCUAGUGUUGCUGCUUCCCCAGGUCCUCCUGGGCGGCGCGGCCGGCCUCAUUCCGGAGCUGGGCCGCAAGAAGUUCGCCGCGGCAUCCGGCCGCCCCUUGUCCCGGCCUUCGGACGACGUUCUCAGUGAGUUUGAGUUGAGGCUGCUCAGCAUGUUCGGCCUAAAGCAGAGACCCACCCCCAGCAAGGACGCCGUGGUGCCCCCCUACAUGCUGGACUUGUACCGCCGGCAUUCGGGCCAGCCAGGAGCGCCCGCCCCGGACCACCGGCUGGAGAAGGCAACCAGCCGCGCCAACACCGUGCGCAGCUUCCACCACGAAGAAGCCGUAGAAGAACUCCCAGAAAUGAGUGGGAAAACAGCCCGCCGCUUCUUCUUCAACCUAAGUUCUGUCCCCACGGAAGAGUUCAUCACGUCUGCAGAACUCCAGAUUUUUCGGGAACAGAUGCAGGAAACUUUGGGAAACGAUAGUUUCCAGCACCGAAUUAAUAUUUAUGAAAUUAUAAAGCCUGCAGCAACCAGCUUGAAAUUCCCUGUGACCAGACUACUGGACACCAGACUAGUGAAUCAGAACACAAGCCAGUGGGAGAGUUUUGAUGUCACCCCGGCCGUGAUGCGGUGGACUGCACAGGGACAUGCCAACUAUGGGUUUGUGGUGGAAGUGGCCCAUCUGGAGGAGAAACCAGGUGUCUCUAAGAGACAUGUGAGGAUUAGCAGGUCUUUGCACCAAGAUGAACAUAGCUGGUCACAGAUAAGGCCAUUGCUAGUGACUUUUGGCCACGAUGGAAAAGGACAUCCACUCCACAGAAGGGAGAAGCGUCAAGCCAAGCACAAACAGAGGAAGCGCCUCAAGUCCAGCUGCAAGAGACACCCUUUGUACGUGGACUUCAGCGAUGUGGGGUGGAACGACUGGAUUGUGGCCCCUCCGGGUUAUCAUGCCUUUUACUGCCACGGGGAAUGUCCCUUUCCCCUGGCGGAUCACCUGAACUCCACUAACCAUGCCAUAGUACAGACGCUCGUGAACUCUGUGAAUUCCAAGAUCCCGAAGGCAUGUUGUGUGCCUACGGAGCUCAGCGCAAUCUCCAUGUUGUACCUAGACGAGAAUGAAAAGGUUGUGCUAAAAAACUAUCAGGACAUGGUUGUGGAGGGUUGUGGGUGUCGUUAGCACAGCACAAAUAAAUAAAUAAAUAUAUAUAUUUUAGAAAAAGAAAAAAACCCUACUCUCCCCCCCCCAAAACCAGCUGACACUUUAAUAUUUCCCAAUGAAGACUUUAUUUAUGGAAUGGAAUGGAAAAAAAAACACAGCUAUUUUGAAAAUAUAUUUAUAUCUACGAAAAAGAAGUUGGGAAAGCAAAUAUUUUAAUCAGAGAAUUAUUCCUUAAAGAUUUAAAAUGUAUUUAGUUGUACAUUUUAUAUGGGUUCAACUCCAGCACAUGAAGUAUAAUGGUCAGAGUUAUUUUGUAUUUAUUUACUAUUAUAACCACUUUUUAGGAAAAAGAUAGUUAAUUUGUAUUUAUAUGUAAUCAAAAGAAAUAUCGGGUUUGUAUAUAAUUUUCCAAAAAUUGUAGUUGUUUUUCAGUUGUGUGUAUUUAAGAUGCGAAGUCUACAUGGAAGGUUACUGGGCAAAGUGCUUGCACAUUUGCUUUUUGUUUUUUGCAGCACUACUGUUAAGUUCACAAGUUCAAGUCCAAAAAAAAAAAUGGAUAAUCCACUCUGCUGACUUUCAAGAUUAUUAUAUUAUUCAAUUCUCAGGAAUGUUGCCGAGUGGUUGUCCAAUCCGUGAGAACUUUCAUUCUUAUUAGGGGGGAUAUUUGGAUAAGAACCAGACAUUACUGAUCUGCUUGCAAAGCUCUCCUUGCAGAAAGAAUAAAGCAGAACCAGUGGAAAUCAAUAGGAAAACUGUGACCAUGUCAGGAAAUGAUAAUGGCGUCUUGUUCUUUCCUAAACCUAUGAUCCCUUCCAGGGGGCUGAUCUGGCCAAAGUACUAAAUAAAAUAUAAUAUUUCUUCUUUAUUAA